AUGACGAUCACACGACACUUCACCUGCACUCUCCUCUUCCUCUUGGGCUUGGUGCUCGCCUCACUAUGUAUGGAAGCUUCGGCCGGCUUCGCCUCAGGCUCACCUUCUUAUGAGAAUGAUGGACUUCGACUCGACGAGUUGAUCGAAGAGGAAGACGAGUGGGUGGUGGCCCCACCCAUCGACGACGAUGGUGGCCACGAACAGCAGCUGCACGACCAGAUGGCGAAGCGAUCGGGCAGAGCGCAGCAGAUGCGACUGGAGGACCUGUGGGAGAGGCACUUCUGGCGAACGGUGGCCGGCGUGGCGGUCGAGGUGGUGAUGCUGGCGGUCAUUCUGGGCGUGUGCAUGGGCGUGAGCUCCAAGAUCGGAGCUCUGUUCCUCUUCGUGGUGUUCGCGCUCCACGUGCUGUUCUUCUUCUUCGUCCUCCUCCGCGUUCGCAUCACCGACCCCGUCAGCGACCUCGGCAAGGCCUGGGGCGACGUCUACUGA
Acanthamoeba castellanii str. Neff is the source of this 489-nucleotide messenger RNA. RefSeq lists its product as uncharacterized. The record is from RefSeq and is a predicted model, not a curated record. Lineage: Eukaryota; Discosea; Longamoebia; Acanthamoebidae. Bases 1 to 489 code for a protein of 162 amino acids. The transcript has a single exon.